Molecule: messenger RNA, 723 nt
Organism: Didymodactylos carnosus
Lineage: Eukaryota; Metazoa; Rotifera; Eurotatoria; Philodinida; Philodinidae
Source: the annotation of a GenBank genome assembly
AUGUACAAAUUUACGGUCACCCCGUCACCAAAUUUGGAUGAACUCCGUACUAUUCAAGCCGUAUCACAUUUAAGAUCUGCUUCGUCGGAAUCGUUCUUGGAUACAUUGUUACCAACAACAAAUGCAUUUCAAUAUCAUUGUAAGCGCGUAUCAUUACAGUGCACUAUUUGGCUUCAGUCAUUACUUAAUGAUAUCAGUUAUCCUCCUUUGAAUGGUAAUGGAUAUUGUUCAGUUAAUGGUGAUAUCGCCAUUGAAUGGAAAUCAACGCCUGAUACGACUCUCCUUAUAGCAUGCAGUUGCCAAACCUAUUGUUCCACGAAAAGAUGUAAAUGUUUUAAAUAUUAACUCAAGUGUACAAUUUUGUGUAAAAAGACAUUCGACAACGAUGGUCCAGUAGCGGUCCUUAGGUACGUAUGACUGUCUUUACAACGUACUCUUUCGAGGUAACUUUGCUGGAGAAAACUGCUUUCUUCUCUCUAAGGGCACGUGCGCCUAGUACCGCGCUCGGGAUGAUGUACACCAUUAAAACGAACCACUACGCUUGACAUCUGAAACAUGAAAUGAUCCAAAUCUGUCAAUGUAAAUAGGGCGUUGAAAGUUAAUCAUGAAAAAAAAUUUUCUCACAAUUCAAAUGUGUCAUAACCAUCUACAAAAAUAUUUUCGGUAAUAGAACAUCACUUUAGAGAAAAAGUCCAAUAAACGCACGCUAAUACAAAAUGUCCG